CCUUCCUCAAGGCCCAUGUGAGGCAGCCGGCAGCCUCCCAGAUGUGGGAUGGAAACGCCGACAACUCCAGAGAUGUGCUCGGAGCUAAUAAACAUAAGAGUUGGCCAUCCAGUCCAACCCCCUUGACAAGAAGCAGGAAAAUCGCAUUCAAAGCUCCCCCGACAGAUGGCCAGGCAGCCUCUGGGUUGCUGUGAGUUUUCCGGGCUGUAUGGCCAUGUUCCAGAAGCAUUCCUUCCUGACAUUUCGCCCACAUCUAUGGCAGGCAUCCUCAGAGGUUUUGAGGUAAAUUGGACACUAGUCAAGGGAGAAAGAACUCUUGUCUGCAAGUGUGAAUGUUGCAAUUAAUCGCCUUGAUUAGCACUGAAAAGCCUUGCAGCUUCAAAGCCUAUCUGCUUCCUGUCCAGGGGAAUCCUUGGUCGAGAGGUGUUAGUUGGCCCUGAUUGUUUCAUGUCUGGAAUGAGUCUUGUUCUUUAUUUACUGUCCGGAUUUUAGAGUUGUUUAAUACUGGUAGCCAGCAAUACAUGAAGCGAGAGUUGCCAGAUGUACAAGCUGGGUUUAGAAAAGCAGAGGAAUGAGAAACCAAAUUGUAAAUAUCUGCUGGAUAAUGGAGGAAGGCAGGGAGUUUCAGAAAAAUAUCUAUUUCUGUUUUAUUGACUAUUCUAAAGCCUUUGGCUGUGUGAAUCAUAAUAAAUUGUGGCAAGUUCUUGGUGGCAUGGGGAUACCAAGUCACCUUGUCUGUCUCCAGAGGAAUCUGUAUAAAGACCAAGUAGCAACAAUAAGAACAGACCAUAGAACAACAGACUGAUUCAAGAUUGGGAAAGGAGUGCAGCAGGGCUGUAUCCUCUCACCCUACAUAUUCAACCUGUAUGCAGAACACAUCAUGCGACAUGCGGGGCUUGAUGAAUCCAAGGCUGGAGUUAAAAUUGCUGGAAGAAACAUUAACCUUCGAUAUGCAGAUGAUACUACUUUGAUGGCUGAAAGUGAGGAGGAGCUGAGGCAAUGAAGGUCCGCAAAGUCAAAGCAAUGGAAUUCUCCGUAGUAAUAAAUGCAAGAGCUGGACCAUAAGGAAGGCUGAGCAAAGGAAGAUAGACGCUUUUGAACUUUGGUGCUGGAGGAAAAUCCUGAGAGUGCCUUGGGCUGCAGGAAGAUCCAACCAGUCCAUCCUCCAGGAAAUAAUGCCCGGCUGCUCACUGGAGGGAAGGAUAUUGGAGGCAAAGUUGAAGUAUUUUGGCCCAUCAUGAGAAGACAGGAAAGCUUUGAAAAGAUCAUGAUGCUGGGGGAAAUGGAAGGAAAAAGGAAGAGAGGCCGACCAAGGGCGAGAUGGAUGGGCGGUAUCCUUGAAGUGACUGGCCUGACCUUGAAGGAACUGGGGGCGGCAAUCGCCGACAGGGCGCUCUGGCGUGGACUGGUCCAUGAGGUCAUGAAGAGUCGGAAACGACUAUGCGACUGAGAGAGAGAGAGAGAGCUCACUGGAGGGAAGGACACAGUAUUCCAGAUUUAACCUCCUUGCAUCCUGGAAGUUUUAAAGUGAAAUCACCUAGAUACAAAUUAAAAUGCCUGUUUUCAAACACCCGGAGUAUCCUGAAGAGACCUUGGUUCAGUUGGAAAGCUUGGUACCUUGUCGAGAAUCUCAAGUGUCUACCUUGCUCUCAAUCUUUGGAGAGCGCCAUCAUUUUAGUUUUCCAUCCCUUUUCAUCUAUGGACAUACAUCUAGUGGAAAGACUUACGUGAUGCAGACUCUCCUGAAAACUUUGAAGCUACCUCAUGUGUUUGUGAAUUGUAUUGAAUGUUUUACAUCAAGACUGCUUCUAGAAGAAAUUUUGCAACAGUUGCAACAUCUUUCCACCAAGGAAGAAGAUCCUCCUCUAGUAUCCUGUGACACAUUCAAUGAUUUCAUACGUUUAUUUAAGCAGACAACUAUGAUACCUGAUCUGCAGAAUCAAACUAUAUAUGUUAUUUUGGAUAAUGCAGAGCAGCUGAGGAAGUUUGAAGCAAACAUCCUUCCGGGUUUCCUUCGAUUACAAGAACUGACAGACAGAAAUGUGACUGUUGUCCUCCUUAGUGAAAUUGUGUGGGAGCUUCUUCGUCCAAAUACAGGAUGCCUUGAACCAUCACCUUUAUAUUUUCCGGACUACAGCAUAGGACAUUUGCAAAAGAUUCUGUCCCAUGACCAUCCUCCAGAAUAUUCUUUCGAUUUUUAUGCUGCAUAUAUAAAUAUUCUACUUGGAGUCUUCUAUCCUGUGUGCAGAGAUCUGAAGGAGCUUCGACAUCUGGCGGCACUGAAUUUUUCCAAAUAUUGUGAGCCAGUGGUUCAAGGAGAAGCUAAUGAACGUGAUACACGUCGACUUUGGAAAAAUAUUGAAUCUCACUUGAAGAAGGCUAUGCAGACUGUUUAUCUGCGGGAAAUAUCGAGCUCCCAGUGGGAACGAUUACAGCAAGAUGAUGGAGAACCUGGACAUCUAAAAGGACUUUCAGCGCAUGCUCAUGUAGAGCUUCCAUAUUAUUCCAGGUUCCUUCUAAUAGCUGCAUACCUUGCUUCUUAUAACCCUGCCAGGACAGAUAAGAGGUUCUUUGUUAAGCACCAUGGAAAAAUUAGGAAGAUGAACUUUCAGAAGAAACAUGAAAAGACCACUAAUCACCUUCUGGGACCAAAGCCAUUCCCUCUUGACAGAAUGUUAGCAAUAUUGUAUAGUAUUGUGGACAGCAGAGUUGCUCCAACUGCAAAUAUAUUUUCCCAGAUCACUUCCCUUGUGACACUCCAGCUGUUAACCUUGGUAGGCCAUGAUGACCAGCUUAAUGGACCGAGAUACAAAUGCAAUGUGUCUUUAGAUUUCAUUCGAGCAAUUUCAAGCAACACAUCUGGGCUUAUUGCUCUCCAGUCUGAUGACCUGUUCCUGUACUUCAGUAAGAAUACCUUCCCCAAAGGUGAUCUACAAUUUCAGUCUAACUGGUAUUCUUUCCUGAACCUUGAACAAAUCUCAAAAAAUCUUCUGGUAUGUCAUAUGAACACGUACUAUUUAUGUCAUUAGAACUACUCUUUUUUGUCAGCCCAUAUCAUUGUUCCUUUCUUACGGUUGUCCUAAGAAAUGUCACCAUGCCACCCCACAAAGAAUGUUCGGACUAUUUGUCUGGCCUACACUUUUGCUAAGAGCCACUUCUGACGUCAAUCAAAGCUCACUCCAUCAGAUCAAUUGCAGCAUUUGCAAUCUUCUUUACUGGUGCUUCUUUGCCAGAACUUUUUAAAGGUGCCACAUGAUAUCAGCCAUCAAUUGGAUAAGACAUUAUCAUUUGAACUCUAGGAAUGAUACAGGAUUUGGUCAUAAGAUUUUACAACCUUUAUUUUUGUGACUGAUUUAAUUUCAGGAGCAAUCCUGUAGCCAGGAAGGGAGGAUUUAGGAGUUCAAACCACCACCACCCCAAAUUUUUCAGAUUAAAAAAAACUGGUUUACUCAUGAACUAUGAGAAGCAAAAAUUAAAAGUUCCUCCAAAACUUCGAGCACUGUCUCAACCACAUUUUGACAAUUUAUUCACCCUGUCAUUACCUGUCUUUCCACCAAUUUAUAUUGCAAUAGCUGCAAUAGCAGAUAUAGUGGAAGCAACAAAGUUGGCCCACCCGUAUCCGGCAGACAAAGCUUAAGGCACAGGUGGGAAUUUGAAGGCCCAAAACAGAGUACCAUCUGAACAACGUGUACUUGGCUUGUACAGAACCUCUUGGCAAUUCACAGUGGAAAGUGUCCUGAUGUAACCCGUCAUCAUGAUAAAGGAAAGCAAAAGAAAGUGGAAGAAAACAGAGACACCUACCAAUUGUUGAAACUAUUUGAGGCUGAUAAGAACUGGCUUUAAGAGGGAGCAAUGAUUAAGGACCUAUUACCUGUGAAGAACCUUUGCACAAUAAUGGUAAUUUCAAGGCCUUGUUGAGAUCUCAUGCCAGAUCAGGAAACACUGACUUGCAAAGCCAUCUCAAAACUGCAGCCACGAAUGCCAAUUAAUUUCAAAAGAGUAAGCAAAUGAAAUCAUGCAACAAUCAUUUUAUCAUAGAGACUCUCAUUCUAUAACAGAUGAGUUCCAAUGGGGUGAUACUCUACUCAACUUGUAUGUUAUUUUUGGAAUGAAAGCCAGAAAUGAACAGCCUAGCUUUAGGAUUUAAUGCCUUUCUCAGACAUAGGGAUGGGCUAUUUUUGUGGUUCUACAAUAAGACUUUUUUGCUCUGAGGGAUUCCUAACUAUGCCUAAAAUUUUCUGUAUUGUAAAAAAAAAUAUCCACAAGUGGCUACCAGUACACUGUUUUUUAAGAAAAAUGUUUUAUUGUUCUUGUUAAACAGUGUCAGGAAGCACUGUAACCAACUUAAAGAUUUACUGCUCUUUGGGUAUUCAAGGGGAGGCAAAUGAUCAGGAAAAGUUACAGCCUGGAGAUGCAAAAUAGACUUAAAGAGCCAAAUUUGAACAUUGGGCUCCUGUUUCAUCAUCUAGUGAUGGAGCUGUGUGCUUAUAAAAUCCAUGUUCUUCAAAACUAGGCCAGUGUAUGUGAGGAUCAUUAAUUAAUUUGGAAGCUAUGAAAAUUUCUGACCGACCCUGUCUUGCUUUCAAAUUAACUACACUCAGAACUGGAUGCAUUAUCUUCUCCAAGGAAAUCAAAGCUCUGUACCUAAAAGUGAACAUGCAAAUGAAGGAGAAUAUGCUAAUGUACUUAUAUUAGCUACUCAAUGUACCAGUAUUCGUUUAGUUGAUACUUCUGCUUCAAAGAGUAAUAUUUGCAAAUAACUUGAAAUUUUCAUGUUAAUGUCUGGAAUGACAUAGGACAAGGACUGGUGCAGAUUGGGGUGAGUUAGCAAUAGGAUGAAAGAGGUUAUAAAAAGAUGUACAGAGUGUGGGGCUUUGCUAAAUAUCAAAUUGCUUUACUUUCUAUAUUACUUGCCUUUAAUUUAUCAGACUUAACUUUGUUCAGAGCUAGAGCUUCUGCACAAAGUACAAUUAGGUCUAUUGAUUUCUAAUCCAAUCCUCUUAUUUACUUGACACUGACACUCCAUUAUUGAAACGGAACUACUCCCAACUAAAUAUUCCUAGAUUUCAUCCUUUGUAUCAUUAUCUGGAACUUGGCAAACACAAUUGACUAGUUAAAUUGGAGCACAUUUUCGUGUACUUGGAACCUAAUUCUUUAAGUGUGUUUUAGAUUAAAACCAUAGCACCUCAGACAACGUUUUGUAAGUACAGUAGCUGGUAGCCAUUAUGUUACUUUGAAUUUACUGAAUGUGAAACAAAAAAGAGACCUCUGUGUUUUUAAAUAAGUCUUCCGAAGAAGCACAAGUAGCAGGAGAUUAGGUUGCUUUGUUCUGAGAUAAACUAAGUGUACAGCUAUGUCAACCAGAAGGUGAAAUAUUAAUUUUCUGAAACUAUGCUAAUAAUAUGUUAACAGGUUCAUGACACAGUAAGAACAACAGAAGCAUAUUUUGUACUCAUGCCUUUUUGAUAAAUAUGCACUUUCCAUUUCAAAAUUGGAUUGAUUCUGGAAUUGUGACGGGACAAAAGAAACAUGAAAAAGAAAUCGGUGAAAAGAUACGUCACCUGGCAUUUGCCCACUGAAUUAAAGUUUCCAAAUCUGCUGAACUUUUUGACCAAGAAAGUGCUAUUUAAAAGCCCCAAAAGAACAGAGCAAGUAAAGCGGUAUUAUUACAUUUGCAUGUGGAAUUCCAUUUUAACGUUUUUUCAAUGCAACUAAGCUUCUAGAAGCCAGAAAGCAUUUGACAUUUCUGUGGAGACAUGCUGUGACAUUUGUACUGAAUGGCCAAUUAUCAUCAACAGGCAGAGAUGCUAAGGCAAAGAUGAAGAAUUUAACAAGAUAAGGGAAACAAUGAAAUUCUUAGUACUGGUAUUUAGUUUAUGGUGUUUUAUUAAUAUUUAUUUCAUUUUAUUUAUGUAUAUUUGUAACUGUUCUUUAUUAAGAGAAAUUUCAAGUGGGUGAUAAUAUCAAAACAAUAUGUAUAAAAUAUAA
Anolis carolinensis (green anole) is the source of this 5988-nucleotide messenger RNA. RefSeq names its product origin recognition complex subunit 5 (gene orc5). Lineage: Eukaryota; Metazoa; Chordata; Lepidosauria; Squamata; Anolidae. Gene Ontology annotation, biological process: DNA replication; DNA replication initiation. Gene Ontology annotation, molecular function: DNA replication origin binding. The record is from RefSeq and is a predicted model, not a curated record. Gene Ontology annotation, cellular component: nuclear origin of replication recognition complex; nucleus. Bases 1554 to 3029 code for a protein of 491 amino acids. The transcript has 15 exons.